AUGUAUAUACAAAAUUUCUUAUUAUUUUUUUGCUUAAUUGUUUUAAUAUUGCAAAUUAAAACAACUUCAUCAACAGUUCCUGGAAAACAAUGUUUUAAGGCUCAUGAAUGUUGGGGUACUGAACCAAUGGAUUCAGAUGGAUUACCUUUAAGUAUGACCUCAAGAAUAUCUAAACGUUUAAUUAUUGGUACUAAUAGUAAAGGAGUUAAAUGUCGAUGCCGUCUAGGGAUGUGCCAAUAUUACUCAUUAAUAGAAUCUAAUUUUUAUUCUUGUGAUGAAUUUUAA
Molecule: messenger RNA, 285 nt
Organism: Strongyloides ratti
Lineage: Eukaryota; Metazoa; Nematoda; Chromadorea; Rhabditida; Strongyloididae
Exons: 2
Coding region: 1-285 (94 amino acids)
Source: RefSeq, a predicted model, not a curated record